This is a messenger RNA of Jatropha curcas, 1092 nucleotides long. Its product is annotated as putative 2-oxoglutarate-dependent dioxygenase AOP1. The record is from RefSeq and is a predicted model, not a curated record. Lineage: Eukaryota; Viridiplantae; Streptophyta; Magnoliopsida; Malpighiales; Euphorbiaceae.
UGAAAUUUAUACAAGUGAGAAAAGAGAGAAAAAAAAAAAACCAAAAUUUUCAAAAUUAUAUCAUGGGUUCUGUAUUAGCACCAAAGCUUCCUGUCCUGGACUUCACUCAAGAAAACUUGAAGCCUGGUUCAAGUUUCUGGGUCAAAACCUGUAGUGAAGUUAGGCAAGCUCUUGAAGAGUAUGGCUGUUUUAUAGUAAAGUACAACAAACUAUCUCCAGAACUUCGAAACUCGGUUUUUGGUGCCUUGAAAGACUUGUUUGAUCUUCCUACUGAGACCAAAAUGCAGAACAAAUAUGUAAAACCCUUAAAUGGCUAUGUUGGACAGAUACCUAAAAUCCCUCUCCAUGAAAGCUUGGGCAUUGACAAUGCAACUUCUUUAGAGGCACUUCUAAGUUUCACAAAACUCAUGUGGCCCGAUGGAAAUCUUCGCUUCAGUGAGCCUAUUUUUGAGUAUGCAAAGUUGGCAGCAGAGCUUGAUUACAUGGUGACCAGAAUGGUAUUUGAAAGCUAUGGAGUGGAAAAGUUACAUGACUCUUACAUUGGGUCUACUACUUAUCUUCUCAGACUCUUGAAAAAUAGAGUUCCCAAAGGGGAUGAGCCUAAUUUAGGGUUUAUAACUCACACUGACAAGAGCUUCACAACCAUACUUCAUCAAAAUCAAGUUGAUGGCUUGGAAGUUGACACUAGAGAUGGUGAAAAGAUCAUGGUCGAGUUUUCACCUUCAUCGUUCGUAGUCAUAGCAGGCGAUGCUUUAAUGGCAUGGAGCAAUGACAGGAUUAUGUCUCCUAGCCAUAGAGUGAUGAUGAAUGGGAAGGUAGAUAGAUAUUCGACGGGGCUAUUUGCUUUCAACAGUGGAAAAAUACAAGUACCUCAAGAACUUGUAGAUGAGGAACAUCCAUUGAUGUACAAGCCGUUGGAUCAUAUUGGAUUACUCUAUUUUUAUCGUACGGACGAGGGUUACAAAUCCAAGUGUCCUGUUAAGGCCUAUUGUGGUAUUUGAAAUAAAAACCAAAAUGAAAAUAAUUUGUAUCUCUAUAUAUUAUGUAUUGUUAUAUUAAUUAUUAAUGUUCUGCUCUAUGAAUUAUCAAAUA